Messenger RNA from Plasmodium coatneyi, 450 nucleotides. RefSeq lists its product as uncharacterized. The record is from RefSeq and is a predicted model, not a curated record. Lineage: Eukaryota; Apicomplexa; Aconoidasida; Haemosporida; Plasmodiidae. Bases 1 to 450 code for a protein of 149 amino acids. The transcript is spliced from 2 exons.
AUGAUGAGCGAUAUAGAUAACCUGGACCAGACCACCCAUGAUGGCGGCACAUACGACGAGAAAAACUUCGACGCGUACGAGAAGUACGACCAAGACAAGGAUGACGAAAUGCUCAGACAACUCAAAGUGGGGAAGCUCAUUUCUGAGAAGUACCUGUCCGACUUUAUAAACCAAGACGUUUUCUUCAUCGGGGAGAUUGUGGACAGGCAGGACAACAAGAUUACCCUCAAGUCGGUCAAUGGCAACAACGUCGACUGCGUCAUCAGAGACAAACUGGUCAACGCAGACGUCAAGUAUGUAGGAAUUAAAGGCACCGUGUCGGACGACUUAAAAAUAAUUGAAACGAGGGGCAUCACCUAUUUGGACGAAGUCAAUUUUGAGGUGGUCAAUGCUUAUGUGGAUAUUUUCAUGGAAAACGCCAACUCGGAAAUUUUCCUAUCGUCCUACUGA